UUUGUAUUCACACAUGGAGUUGGUUUGAAUAAUCUCGUAUUGCAAAAAUAUAUAAAAUGUAUAAUUAAAUCAUUGUAAGUUCUAAUCUUCAAUGAAAUUUGAUCUUAUUAAAGGAUUUCGUAGUUACUUAUUAUGCAACUCAUUUAAAAGUCUGAGAAAUUUUUCAAGCACAAUUAAAAUGCAAGUUUUUACCCAAAAACGUAAUCCAAUCACUGGCGAUACGGAGUGGGACGUUCAACAUGAAGAUUACGACUAUCACCAAGAAAUAGCCCGAUCAGCUUUUGCUGAUAUGCUUCACGAUACAGAAAGAAAUAAGAAAUACCAUAGAGCUUUGCAACUUGCAAUACAAAAAAUGCAUAAUCAUGGCAAGAAAGCAAAUGUAUUGGACAUAGGAACUGGUACAGGAUUACUGUCUAUUAUGGCAGCAAAGUGCGGGGCUGAUACUAUCACUGCCUGUGAAGCAUUCAAACCUAUGGCAGAAUGUUGUAUAAAGAUCUUAGAGAUGAAUGGUGUAGCUGAUAAAAUUAUUGUCAUUCCCAAAAGAUCCACAGAGUUGACAGUUGGUGAUGAUGGAGACAUGAAGCAGAAGGCUAAUAUAUUAGUUACCGAAGUUUUUGAUACUGAAUUGAUUGGUGAAGGUGCGUUGUCAACCUUUUCACAUGCGCAUAAAUAUCUCCUAGAAGAAGAAUGUAUUGUAAUUCCGGACUCAGCUGUAAUAUAUGCUCAGGUUAUUGAAAGCCCUCUACUGCAAAAAUGGAAUAAAGUAAAUGAUUUAGUCGAUGAAGAUUUGCAUCUAAUACUACGUACACCUAAAAAGAUGAAAGAUUGUGCAGGUUCUGCAGCUGUCCAUGAUAUUCAGCUGUCACAAGUUCCUCGGGAAGCAUUCAAGGAAUUGUCUGAUCAGAUCCCAAUAUUUUAUUAUGAUUGGUCUGGUAAUUCCUCAAUUGACAUGAAACGUAGUGUCCAACAGCUCUUCACAGUGACUAAUACUGGCAAAGCUCAAAUGAUCUUUAUGUGGUGGGAACUCAAUAUGGAUCCUGAAGGUAAAAUAUGCUUAAGUUGUGCACCAUGGUGGGCACAUCCCGAUGCUAAUUUAUCAUCAGAAAGCCCCAAAGACACCAUACCAUGGCGUGACCAUUGGAUGCAAGCAGUUUAUUAUCUACCAAGGGAAUUGACAUUGGAAAAGUAUUCUGACGUCUCUUUGAUAUCCUGCCAAGAUGAGUACUCUCUAUGGUUCUAUUUACAAGAUGAGAAAACAAAACAUAAACAUUAUCAGAGACCCGUAUGUGAGUGUGGGGUUCACAUGGCUCUAUCAAGAACUCAUGUUUCUUAUUUAAACGAUGGAAGACGAAGUAAAAAAUUACUUCAGAAAGUAAUUGAAGAAAUUUCAAAUGAUUCUGUAGUUUUAGACCUAAAUGGUAGUAGUUUUCUUGGGCUGGCUGCUGCAAGAGUUGGUGCUAAGUCCGUUUACAUCAUUGAAAAUAUGAGUUUAAAUAUUGGAAUCUUGAAUGACUAUAUUAAAGAGAAUGGAAUAGAAAAUGUUCAGAUAAUUUCAGAACCGACAGAUGAGAUAUUAGAAAAUGUGACUAAUAUAGUCUGUGAUCCCAACUUUAGUAGUGCAAUACUACCUUGGGAGAAUUUAAAAGUGGCGUACUUGUUGUACAAGUAUAGCAGUAAAUUGAAGGAUAAUAUUUCUAUAAUACCUACAAGUUGUGAGUUUUGGGCAAUGCCCGUUGAAUUUCAAGAUUUGCAUAAGAUAAGGAUACCUCUUGGUGUUUGCGAGGGAAUUGACAUGUCUAUAUUUGAUAUACUUGUUGAGAAGUCUCGAAUGAUCAGCGAUGCGGAGAUAGAAGCUCAGCCGCUGUGGGAGUAUCCUUGUAAAUGUCGUGGACUGCCGAGGAAACUGUUUGAUAUCCACUUGAAAGAUUUGAAGCCUACUUUCGCAUUUGAUGGGAAAAAUCCAAUCGUGGAUUCAGAAAUUGAAGGUGUUAAUUCAGUGAACGGUUUCGCGAUAUGGGCCGUGUGGGUAGUGGGAAAGAACCGUAUUAGCUCGGGGCCCGUGGACUGGCCGAACUUUGGGGAGAACGUAAAUUGGGAUUUGCACACCAGACAGGCGGUGAAGAUACUUAAACAUUCAAGAACAGUAACUGACUCGGACGUAUGGUAUUAUCAAGUAGCCUGCGAUUUAGAAAAGGGCCAAUUCAAUCUUCAUAUAGACUGGGUCAAUGAAGAAUAAUUAUAGUCUGUGUCAAUCAUAUAUUUAAUAAACAUUGAUGUGAUGACUGUAU
This is a messenger RNA of Vanessa tameamea, 2288 nucleotides long. It is a transcript of the gene Art7, whose product is annotated as protein arginine N-methyltransferase 7-like. Bases 92 to 2236 code for a protein of 714 amino acids. The record is from RefSeq and is a predicted model, not a curated record. Gene Ontology annotation, biological process: peptidyl-arginine methylation. Lineage: Eukaryota; Metazoa; Arthropoda; Insecta; Lepidoptera; Nymphalidae. The transcript has 9 exons. Gene Ontology annotation, molecular function: protein-arginine omega-N monomethyltransferase activity.